AUGGAGGGAAAAAGACAACUUGAGAAAAGGGACUUUGGAAAAAGGCUGUCUCUAGACAGCAGUCUUGUGGAAUACAUGGACUCCAAUAAAUACAUCGAGCACCUGCUAACCCAACUCGAGGAGCAACACAGAAGUCUCUGGAGGGAGAAGUUGGCAGUGGCCCGACUGCAGAGAGAAGUUGCCCAAAGAACAAGUGAGGGGGCCAUGCAUGAGAAGCUGAUACAUGAACUGGAAGAGGAGAGACACUUACGUCUUCAAAGUGAGAAGCGGUUGCAGGAGGUGACCCUAGAGUCUGAGCGCAACAGAAUUCAGAUGCGUGGCCUGCAGCAGCAGUUCUCCAGGAUGGAAGAAACAGUACGAAAUCUAUUGCAGAGUCAAGGACCUCCAGAGCAGAAAAAAGAAGACACUGUUAAUAUAAUGGUCUAUCAGGAAAAACUGUCAGAAGAAGAGAGAAAACACAAGGAAGCUUUGGAAGAUCUUCACAUGAUGGUGGACGAGGAUUCUAGGAGCGAAAGUAGCAGUGCAGAUGAGGGAAAAGAAAAGACCAAAUUGCUGUUAGAGAGAUUGAAAGCUCUAGAGGCAGAGAACUCAGCCUUGGCUUUGGAAAAUGAAAAUCAAAGGGAACAGUAUGAGAGAUGUCUUGAUGAGGUAGCCAAUCAAGUUGUUCAAGCUCUGCUCACUCAAAAGGAUCUAAGGGAGGAAUGUGUAAAGUUGAAAACAAGGGUGUUUGAUUUGGAACAACAAAAUCGAACAUUAAGCAUCCUAUUCCAGCAGCGUGUCAGACCGACUUCUGAUCUGCUCCUGCAGAAACUUCACUCACGCAUCUUAAAUCUUUCAUCUGGAGAUUUGCUUUCAGAAGUGGAAAGAAGCAGAAGUGUGACACAGUCACGAACUGAUGUUGAGCUGCACGAAUACCAACUGAAUGCAAAAUCAGGAACCCUGGCUUUGAAAUGCCCAGGCUUGGGGGUUGUUGUCCCUGGUCAUCUCUGUCCUCGAAACAGCUGCAGCAGCAGUGAACUGUCUCUUUCAAGCACCUGCAGCGAGUACUCCAGCGGCUCCUCCUACACGUGGCAUGACGGGAAGAACCUCAGGAAAAGGCAGUCAUCACAAAACUGGGAUAAAAGGCUAAGUAUUGAUUCUUCGCUCCCAAGUGGCUUCGCUAGUCCUACAGAUGAACUACCUCCAACUCGUAUCAAGGAAAGCCACAUUUUGGAAGGGCUAAGAAAGCUACAGAAGCGAAAAGUAUUACUUGAACCCCCGUCAGUGAUAACCAAAUGGGGUUACAAAGAUUGCAUGAACUCAAAUGAAGGAAUAUACUCUCCAGGAAUUAAGAGUAGCAGCCUCAAAGAGUGUUCCCCCUGCAAACCAACUGACACAGGGAGCCCCCACAAGAAGCCCCACAAGGCAUUUGUCUUUGAUACAGAUUCCCAUGAUGACGCUGAUGACAGCUCUUCUUCCUUAGUGUUGCUCCAAGCAACCCCAAGCCAGGGCUGCAGGCCCCAUGGUAGUAAGUUAACCCACAGUGUUUCUGACAGUCUGUUUGGCUGGGAGCCAGAUGGAAAACACUUUUCGGAAGGCACGUCCUCAGUUUAUCCCAACGAGAGACUUGAAAAGCUGACGAGUUGUGCCAGUACCCGUCUCUUGGAGAGGAACCUGUGCCCAAGUGUGCAGGCGCCUCAGGUACAGAGGGAGAGGGAUCCACACAGCCAGGGCCAUGGCCGCAUGGCUCUCAGUCUCCAGCUUUCAGACACUGAUGACAACGAAACCCUUGGUGAGUUGCACAUAGAGAGUAGUGAUGAGAAAAGUCCUUCAGACUUGUCAUUGGCUGCAGAUACCAAUAAGUCCUUGGAGAACCUGGACGUCCUCAUGGGAUUUGGAAAAUCUCAACUUGAGUCUCCUGAUGAGGAGGAAAAGCAAGUGCCCAUCCACGUAGAGACUAGGCCAAAGACGUUUAGUUUCAUUAAGCAGCAAAGGGUUAUUAAAAGGACUUCUUCAGAAGAGUGUAUUACUGUAAUAUUUGAUGCAGAAGACGGCGAGCCCAUUGAAUUCAGCUCUCACCAGACUGGAGUUGUCACUGUUACCAGAAAUGAAAUUUCCAUCAAUUCAGCCCCCACUGGACCCAAGGCAGAACACACUGAACUUUUACCUCAGGGAAUUACUUGUUUACAGCCAGGAGCAGAUGCAAGAGACUGCCCUUUCUUCAAAAGAUCUGAAGAGGAAACUGAGAAACACAUUCCAAAAGCUACUGUAGAUACUGUUCCCAUGGUGCCCACUGAAUCUUUCAGCCCCAGGACAGUGACACAAAAUACUCAGCACCAAAAGCUGGUCAGGCCAACACACAGCAUGUCAUGUCAGAGUAGUUCUAGGUCUUCGGCAUCCAUGGGCAUUCAUCAAAAGCAAAGUCUGACGAAAAUACCUGCCAGAAGCAAGCCUUCACCUCAGAAAUCAAAACUAAUGGAGCCUGAAGCCUCGACACUAGUCCCCUCUUCUGGCCCGGUGACUCUUGAAAAAUCACCGGCCUUAGCCCCUGGGAAACUCUCACGGUUCACAAAGACUGAGAGCCCAGGGCCCCUCUUUGAAUUACGACCAGAUUCACACAUUCCAAAACACCCCACCCAACUUCCUCACAGCUCCAAAAUGCCCAGCAGGAGAGACUGGGCCCAGUGCUCCACAAGCCACACUCCUGGGUCACGGUCGAGGCCCCUCAUUGCACCAAGUGACAGUGGAGAGCCCCGCACGAGGGAUGGACACUGCGACUCUGGGCCAGAGGCGGGGGUGAGGUCCCCUUCUCCCCCACCCCCUCCCGGCAGGUCAGUCUCCCUGCUGACCAGGCCCAACCAUGAGUAUUCGCCACCACCUUCAACUGCCAAGCCAGAACCCAGAGUCCCUGGCGAAAUAGCAAGGACGCUAUUCAAAUCCCCUCUGCUGAAAGGAACCUCCACUGCUGUUAGUUCUUCUAAUCAGGCCACGACGGAAGUACAGAGGAAGAAACCUUCUGUGGCCUUCAGAAAGCCUAUCUUCACUCACCCACUGCCCUCCACAGAAACAGUGGUUCAGACCAGAUGCCCUGCUCAUGCCCCCUCGGGCUCAUUCUCUGUGAUGGCUCUGGGGCCUCCUAAGGUCUCUCCAAAGAGAGUUGUCCCCAAAACCUCUCCUCACCAAUCUCUUGGGACCACACAAAUGGACACGGGGUUACGGACUCCCAAGAAUUGUCCUUUAACCCAUGAGCCACUGGAAAUACCAUCCUCCAAAAGCGUAUCUCCGGGAAGAAAAGGACAAUGGAAUGACAGUGUCUCCACUUCCCCCAAGCCUUCCUUCUUAGGGGUAAAUGAGUCGCCAUCAUCUCAGGUUAGCAGUGUCUCACCUUCGUCGUCAUCCUCCAAAAGCCAUAGUAGCCCACAUGGUUGUCAGAGCGCUCAUGAGAAAGGGCUGAAGACUCGCCUCCCAGUGGGACUCAAAGUUCUCAUGAAGUCUCCCCAAUUGCUCAGGAAAAGUUCCACGGUGCCAGGGAAACAUGAAAAAGACAGUUUAAAUGAAGCCUCCAAAAGUUCUGUGGCUGUGAGUAAGUCUAAGCCAGAGGACUCCAGGAAUCCAGCAAGCCCUGAUGAGACCACAGGGGGCGGAAAACAUGUGACUACACUGGGUUUACCAGCACAGGACAGUUUAGCCGAAGGGCUUCCCCUGGAAGCAGCACUGCCAGAGUCACUGGAAAGUAGCAUCCUUGGAGCUGAUGGAAGAGAUGAGGUAGAAAAUAGAUCUGUGAAAAGAUCCCUUUCCUCCAGCAAGCCACACCUAAAACCCGCUCUAGGCAUGAAUGGCGCCAAAGCCCGCAGCCAGAGCUUCAGUGCUCACUCAGGAGACAAGCCCUCCACGCCUCCCAUGGAAGGGCCAGGCAAAGUCCGAACUCAGAUUAUUACCAACACUGCUGAGAGAGGCAAUUCUCUUACCCGGCAGAACUCCUCUACCGAAGGCUCUCCCAGCAAGAACCCUGCUACUCUGGGGUCUGAGGGUCUCCCCACUGCUGGGAGGCCCUUGGGGCACCCCUCCUCCAGCCAAGGCUCCCUGGGGAGCUCAGGAAGCUCCAGCAGUCAUCAUGGGAGCCCAAGCAAGUUGCCUUUGAGGAUCCCUCCGAAGUCUGAAGGGCUCCUCAUUCCACCUGGAGAGGGGGGCCAGCAGGCCUAUGCCCAGGGAGAGUGUCCCUGUGUGGUUGUGACUGUGGAGCCAGCCAGUGACCGCUGCAGGCGCCCACCCACCCCAACAGACUGCCCUCAAGCCCUGCAAAGCCCAGGAAGGAUGCAGUGUCCAAGCUAUUUUGAAACAAGCAGGACAUCCAAGUUAGAAACUUCUGGAAGGCAUCCAGAUGCCUCUACAACUGGGACUGGUGCUCUGAGCUCAGAAGCACCCCCCUCACCCACAAUCGAAGAAAAGGUCAUGUUGUGCAUUCAGGAAAACGUGGAAAAGGGCCAAGUGCAAACAAAGUCCACCUCUGUAGAAGCGAAGCAGAAGCCCGGCCCUUCUUUUGCCAGCUGGUUCGGUUUUCGGAAGAGUAGACUUCCAGCCCUCAGUAGCAGGAAAAUGGAGGUCUCCAAAACCAAAGUAGAAAAGAAAGAUGCAAAAGUCUUGGGAUUUGGAAACAAACAACUAAAAUCAGAAAGAAAAAAAGAGAAAAAGAAGCCUGAACUACAGUGUGAGAUAGAAAAUGAGGUGAUCAGGGAUACCACAUCAGCAGAUAGUCCAGACAGUGGUUUACAAAGCAAAAAUAAUUGGAAAACACCACAAGACAUUUACAACCAAAUGAAGUUUGAACCGAGAAAUAGACCCAGCCCUGUUACAUGUUCAUCGAAAGAUACCUUUCUGACGGAACUUUUGAACAGAGUUGAUAAGAAAACAGCUCAACAGACAGAAAGUGGAUCAAAUAAUGUUUCCUGCAGGAAUGUGCUAAAGGGCAGUUCCCAGGGCUCCUGUCUCACCGGCAGCUCUAUCAGCACUCAAGGAAACCACAAGAAAAACAUCAAAACCAAAGCCGAUAUGGAAAUACCGAAAGACUCCCUGAUAAAAGAGGCAAAUGAAAACUUGCAAGAGGAUGAAGAAGAUACAGUUGCAGAUUCUGCAUUUCAGAGCCACAUCAUAGAAUCAAACUGCCAGAUGAGAACACUGGACAGCGGCAUCGGAACCUUCCCACUCCCAGACUCGGGAAAUCGCUCAACGGGACGGUACAUGUGCCAGCCAGACUUCCCAGAGGACGCUGAGCCCCUCCUGCCCCUCCAGCCAGCCCCUUCUGCAGCUGCUUCUAUCAGAGCCCAAACCCUUGAACGUGAAGUGCCUUCCUCCGCAGACAGCCAGCGCCCUGCAGACAGCACCAUCGUCCAUUCCGCCUCCGACCCCGUCAUGACUGCGAGAGGGAUGCAACCUCUCCAAAGCCGCCUCCCCAAACCAGCCUCCUCAGGAAAAAUCAGUUCCCAAAAGCAGAACGAAGCAGAGCCGAGGCCGCAGACUUGUGCGUCAUUCGAAUAUGCUGAAGACCCCAUGGCAAGCGAGCGCCUUCCAGCCUGGGGGGGCGAAGAUGCUGCCGCCGAGACCCAGGACAAGGUACCCAGAAUGUGUGCGUACUCUGCCAGCGAUGGCAGUGAUAGUGACAGUGACCUGGACUGUGGAGAUAAUGGUUUUGGAGCUGGAAGGGGACAGUUAGUGAAAGCACUGAAGAGCGCCGCCCCAGAAAUUGAAACAACUUGAAGAAACAAAAGAAGAUCCUGAGAAUAGAUUAUCUAAAAUUUCCCUGGAGUCGUUCAAUAAAUUUAACAGCAAUACUGUGAUUUUAUUAGAAAAAGAGAAGAACUCUCUGAACAAGGUUGAAGGACAAAAGGAAGAAAAAGAAAAAAAUGAAGAGGCAUCUUUGAGAAUCUCCGAUAGGCCUGGAGUAGACAAUUUGGAAUCUUUGAGUGAUUCUUUAUAUGAUAGUUUCUCUUCCUGUGCCAGUCAAGGUUCAAAUGAUGUAUAAAGGACUUUUCUUCCCUUAGCGAGCUGGGAAUGGAGAGCUUAAGAAACUGGGUGGGGGAGGGGAGUUUGGGGAGGGAUGGCUGGGGUAGAGAUGACAACAAUAAACUAUUCUAACACCAGAGCCUACAUUGUCAAAUUCACAGCAGGCAACCCACCAGAGCUUACUUCUCUGACAGGGCAAUAAGAUAGACUCCAUUUAUUGUGUUAAAAGAGGAUUGAAAGUAAACACACCUACGAUACAGAAUUCUUAAUUUUGCACUUUUUUUUGAAUACUUGUACAGAAGUUGUAAAUUUUUUGGAAGAGAAAUUAUAUUUGUAGCAAAAAAAAUACAAAAAGGACAGCAAUAAAUUGAACCAGUGCCAUGCUCUUGAAAUGAUGUACUAAGUCUUAGAAGUUAAUGAUAAUAUAUAUUUUUUUAAUUCCAACUAAAGUUUUUGUUAAGUUCAUUGUCCUAGUCCUCAGAUUGUUUGUGGGUACACUCCAUAAACCUAAAGCAGGGCCUGCUGAAAUACCAGAGGGUUCAUCUGUCAUCUCUGUCUCACAAUCUCAAUGUGAUAGAAAUGUUAAUUUCACUGCAAUUUCAAAAUUGUUGCCAGAGAGAUUCAGGUUGUAGUCAUAAGUGUAACUCAGCUUCUACUGAAAAAUGAAAAGGGUCCUGAAGUGUGGACACUGAUUGGGAGUGUGACACUAUCAGAAAUUACCCAAUUCUAUUUCCAACAGCAGGUUUUUCCCUCUAGACAUCUCUUUAUAUCCUCUUAGCGCAUCACUAUGUUCCUGAGUAUUAUUUGAUUUUGUUAUCUUCCUGCUCUUUUCAUUAAAAUCUGGGUACUCCAAAAAUGAAAGCAAAUUUCUAUUUGCAGUGUUCACUUUUUUAAAAAUAAAAUAAUUGCUUGGUGCUACGGAAAAUUCUUUUUAAUAUCCUUUUUUUCCUACAAAGACUGUUUAUAUGUAAGGAUAAAUUCUAUUUUAAAGGUUAUGUGUAUUUUUUCUAGAUGUGAACUAUUUAUAAUUGCUUUUGUACAGGAGUUGUAAACUAGGCAUAAUAGAAAUAUUUUUAGGAUCUACAUGGUUACUUUAGUACAUACUUGUUUCUUUAAAGAGUAUUGUAUGAUCAGUGUUACUGGGUUAAUUUGUGCAAUUUGUUACAUUUGAAUUUUAUCUUAAAUGAAAAUUAUGUAAAAUGCCCUUGUCUUUCAGACUUUAAAAAAUCCUUUUGUUUCAUUUCUGAAUAAAAGUUAUAUCACAAUUG
Molecule: messenger RNA, 7247 nt
Organism: Propithecus coquereli (Coquerel's sifaka)
Lineage: Eukaryota; Metazoa; Chordata; Mammalia; Primates; Indriidae
Gene: NCKAP5
Product: NCK-associated protein 5
Exons: 18
Coding region: 1-5733 (1910 amino acids)
Biological process (GO): microtubule bundle formation; microtubule depolymerization
Cellular component (GO): microtubule plus-end
Source: RefSeq, a predicted model, not a curated record